Pelodiscus sinensis (Chinese soft-shelled turtle) is the source of this 13800-nucleotide messenger RNA. NCBI's taxonomy places the organism in Eukaryota, Metazoa, Chordata, Testudines, Trionychidae. The record is from RefSeq and is a predicted model, not a curated record.
UUUCAAACUGUGUGUCUGGAAAAUUGCUGCAGGAGCCCAGGGCAGGCUGCACCCUGGAGCAUUUCUGCCAGAGAGCUAAGUGGGCACAAGGCCCCAAGUGGGUGGCACCGACCCAUGGAUCCAGCGUUGGAGGGGCACUGGAUGUGGGAUUGCCGGGUGCUGCUCAGGACAAUGGGCCCCCCACUCCCUCCUGGAAGAUGCACAUGGACCAGCUGCUUGUUGCUCUUGUAGGAGUGGAAGGGGGAACUCCUGAGCCUGCAGGAUCUGGGCCUUCAAGCAAGGAAGCGAGGACACAGGCUCCCACGAUGCGACGGUGGAUCCUGUUUCUCGCUGUGCUGCUAGCUCCGGCACCAGCCCUGGCCCAAAAGAGAAACCAAGGGACGUGCAUCAAUGUUUAUGCAGCCGACAUUGUGUUCCUGGUGGAUGGAUCCUCCAGCAUUGGGAGGGCCAACUUCCGGAUGAUCCGAUCCUUCAUGGAGGACCUGGUCAGGCCCUUUGUCCAUGUGGUCGGUGAGAGAGGUGUGCGGUUCGGAGCAGUGCAGUACAGCGAUGACCCCAGGCUCGAGUUCACCCUCUCCCAGCAUCCAAACGGGACCGAGGUGAGGAGAGCCAUCCAGCAGCUCAGCUACAAGACCGGGAACACACGCACCGGUGCCGGCCUGCGCUACAUCGCUGACAACUUCUUUGGGCCCACUCAGAUCCGGCCCGGGGUCCCACAGGUCUGCAUCCUCAUCACAGACGGCAAGUCUCAAGAUGACACUGAGCAGCCGUCCGUGAAGCUGAAGGCUCAGGGCACCAAGGUCUUUGCUGUGGGGAUUAAGAACGCAGACCGUGCCGAGCUCAUGAGUGUGGCUUCCACGCCCUCGGAUGACUACUUCUUCUAUGUCAACGACUUCAAGAUCCUGAGCACCCUGCUGCCACUGGUGUCUCGGAGGGUGUGCGCCAGCACCGGAGGGGUCCUGCAGACAGGUUCGCAGGUGUAUAGCGGCCCAUCCAACCUGGUCUUCGUGGAACAGGCGGCGGAUGCACUGAGGAUCCGCUGGACAGCAGCGGGUGGCCCCGUCACAGGCUACAAAGUCCAGUAUGUGCCGCUCACAAGCUUGGGGCAGCAAGUGACAGCAGAGAUGAAAGAGGUCAGCCUGAGCCCUGGGGAGACGAGCACCGUGCUGCGCCAGCUGCGGGGAGGGACAGAUUACCUGGUCACCGUCAUCGCCCAGUACGCCAACAGCAUCGGCGAGUCGGUCUCUGGCACAGGACGCACCGAGGCCCUGUCCGGAGUGUUGAAUUUCCGAGUGGUGGAAGCGGGGCCGUCUUUCCUCAGGCUGGCCUGGGCAGCUGCCUUGGAGAGCCUGCAGGGCUACCGGAUCACCUACAUGGCUCAAGGUGAGGCUCAGGCAGAGGAGAUGAGCCUGGGGGCCAACUCUGUGUCCAUCAUGCUCAGCAACCUGCGCCCCAACACUGACUACGUGGUUACUCUUCAGCCUGUCUCCCAGCAGCAGACAGUAGCACCGACCCGGAUAACUGGCCGAACCCUGCGUUUGGAAAGGGUGCAGCAGCUGACAGUUGAGAACAUUUCCCAGCAGAGCAUGGUGGUGACCUGGCGGGGUGUGAGUGGAGCUACUGGAUACCGGGUCUCGUGGGGGCUCCCCUCAGGCCAGGACAUUCGGAAAUUUGAUGUGGAUGCCAGCAAGAAUUCCUACCUGCUGACUGGACUGCAGCCAGGCACAGAUUACCUGCUGACGGUCAUGCCACUCUACGGGCAAAUAGAGGGGCCCCCAGCCUCCAUUAGGAGAAGAACAGAAACGGGCAUAGUCCAGUCCCUGAGGACAGUCAUUCUGGGCCCAACAUCCAUCCAAGUGCUCUGGAACAUCAUCCGCGAUGCCCGGGGCUACCGGCUGGAGUGGAAAAGAGCAACAGGUGCUGAGCCCCCGCAGACCGUGACCCUGCCCACCAACAUCGACAGGUACCAGCUGACCGGCCUGCAGCCGGCCACGGAAUAUCGCAUCACCCUCUACACACUGUAUGAUGGGAGAGAGGUGGCCACGCCCGUAACCAUCUCCCAGACAGGUGUGGAGCCCCAAGUGGGCAGCAUUUCUGACCUGCGGGUCGUUGGUACUGUGGGGAAGAGGCUCCGGCUGGCCUGGGGGGGGGUCCCGGGUGCCACUGAGUACAAGAUCGUGCUGCGCAGCUCCCAGGAUGGCAGCGAGACGACCAGGCAGAUCCCAGGCACCCAGACCAUGCUGGAGCUUGACGACCUGAGCGAGGAGGUCACCUACAUCGUGCGCGUGUCAGCCCUGAUUGGCAGGCGUGAGGGCAGCGCCGUCCCCCUCAGCAUCCGCAUUGGUCCCCAGCCUGUGGGCAGCAUCACCAACCUGCGGGUGGCUGAGAUCAGACCCAACCAGCUGAGAGUCACAUGGAGUGGGCUUCCUGGGGCGACUAGCUACAAGCUGACAUGGCGGGCGAGUGAUGGCCAGGAGAUCUCCCGGGUCCUGCCAGCCGACAGGACCUCCUUCAGCAUCGAGGGGCUGCAGGCCGGGGCUGCCUAUGUCGUUGGGGUCUCGGCCCUGGUGGGCGACAGGGAAGGCAGCCCUGUCACCAUCCCGGUGAGAACAGCUCCUGAGCAGGUGGGGAUGGUCUCCAGCCUCAAGGUCCUCUCGUCCAGGAGCAACGUUGUCCGGGUCACCUGGGUUGGAGUGCCUGGGGCGACUGCCUACAGGGUGGUGUGGAGCCGGCGAGAUGGGGGCUCCGAAUCGAGCAAGCUGGUCUCUGGCGACACCAGCUCCUUUGACAUUCUCAACCUGGAGGGGGGGGUCAGCUACACCGUGAAGGUCACAGCACUGAUUGGCAACCGUGAGGGUGACCCUGUCUCCAUUGUCGUCACCACACCUGCAGAGGUGGCCCCAGUCCAGCCUGUGGGGAACCUGCAGGUGAUCGACUCCUCGGAGCAGCGCGUUCGCCUCACCUGGAGCCCCGCGCCUGGCAGCAGUGGGUACCGCCUGAGCUGGAGGCCAGUAGCCGGAGGGCCGGAGAGGAGCCAGCUGCUCCCCCCCAAUGUCCGCUCCUACGACAUCGAGGGCCUGGAGGCGGGAGUGCGCUACGAGAUCCGGAUCACCAGCCUGGUGGGCAGCCAGGAGAGCGAGCCUGUGGGCAUCGCUGUCAGCACUGCACCUCUGGGCCGAGUCACCAAUUUCCGGGUGACGGAGACCCAGGACGAUUCGGUGACCCUGGCCUGGACUCCGGCUCCUGGAGCCACCGGCUACCUCCUCACCUGGAAGCUGCCCCAAGAGGGAGGUGAGAUGCAGAGGAUGCUGCCAGGGUCAGCGACAUCCCAUCAGGUGUCGGGGCUGCGGCUGGGGCACAGAUACGUCUUCACCAUCCAGCCGCUGUUCGGGAGCACGAGGGGCAUGGAGUCGUCUGUCACUGACCGCACAGUUUGCAGAGAUGCUCGUGGUGACGUCAUUUUCCUGGUGCAUGGCACCCGGGACAGUGCCUACAGCGCUGAGGCCGUCCGCGCCCUGCUCACCAACACUGUUUCCGCGCUGGGCCGCCUGGGCCCUGACGCCACACAGAGCGGUCACAACUCCAGUGAAAGGCGGCCUCCCCCAGGCAGGCCAAGGGAUGUGGACAGAAUGGGGAGGGGGGGGGAAGGAGGUGGCCCUGUGCCCACCAUGCGCUACGAGGAGCCCAGCGGCAGUGCCCUGGGAGCUGCCCCCAGCUUUGCCAGGAUCUACAUGCUGAGCCCCAGUGCAGGGCGCCGGCCUGGUGUGCCAGGGGUGCUGGUGGUGCUGGCAGACAGCCCCUCCAGUGACGAUGCCAUUGGUCCAGCCAGGGAGGUCAAGGCAGCAGGGCUCCUGGUGCUGGCCGUGGGCAUGGACGGGGCGGAUCGCGAACAGCUGCGCCGCAUCGUCACCAGCGAAGACCCGCGCCAUGUUUUCUAUGCCAAGGACUCGAGUGCCGGCCUGUCGGAGCUGGAGGACGGGCUUGCUGGCGCCCUCUGCAGGGUGAUUGCCACGGACAGGGAGGAACCCUGCGCAGUGCAGUGUCCCAAGGGUGAGAAGGGGGAGCCUGGUCCGACUGGGCCGCAAGGACGUGCAGGACAGCCCGGGCCCCCUGGACAGCCGGGGCUCAAUGGGCUUCCGGGCCCCCCAGGGCCAGUGGGACCACGGGGUGCCCCAGGCGAGAUCAUCGAGCGGCCAGGCGCGAAGGGGGACAGGGGAUUUCCCGGAAUAGAUGGGACCUCAGGAAGUCCUGGUCGCCCUGGCAACCCUGGCUCCCCUGGCCAGCCAGGCAGCCAAGGCAUUCCCGGUCUCCGAGGAGUCCCGGGGGAGCAGGGCCCAGUGGGGCCUCCGGGGCUGCGGGGACAGAAAGGCGAGCCGGGAGAGCCGGGGGUGAUUGUGAAUGGAGGAGGGAGGCUGCCUGGCCGGAAAGGGGAGCCUGGCAGUCCGGGAAAUUCUGGGCCCCCUGGGAAUCCUGGGCCUAGAGGAGCAAUCGGGGAUCCAGGACCCCCUGGGCCUAUUGGACCUCCAGGACCAUCAGGACCUGCCGGAGAGUUUGUCAAGGGGGCGAAAGGCGAGCGAGGGGAGCGGGGCCUGCCAGGGCUGAUUGAUGGGGAACCUCUCAGAGGAGAGCCAGGUGCCCCGGGCUUGCCUGGCAACCCUGGUGAUCCGGGCCCCCGGGGACCUGCUGGGCCACCAGGACAGAAAGGAGACAAGGGCGAUGGGGAAGAAGGUUUUCCAGGGCCACCGGGUCGGCCAGGGGACCCAGGAGAUCGGGGCCCGAGAGGACCUGUAGGUGAACCAGGAAGCAAGGGUGACCGAGGACAGCCGGGAGAGCUGGGAGAAGCAGGGGAGAAGGGCGAUCGCGGACCCCCUGGGCCGGAAGGGCAGAAGGGGGAGCUGGGAGCCCCAGGCCGCCUGGGCCCAACAGGCAGAGAGGGAUUGCCAGGACCGGCCGGCCCACGAGGGGAGAAGGGGGAUCAAGGUGCUCCUGGGGAACCUGGAAAGUCGGCUUCCAGUGUCUCUGGAGUCAAAGGAGAGAAGGGUGACAGAGGCCCAGCAGGAGCAGAGGGGGCCCCCGGUCCCAGGGGAGAGGCGGGAAAUAAAGGAGACCGCGGUGCCCCUGGAUUGAGUGUCCCUGGCCCCCCCGGCCCCAAAGGAGAGCAGGGCGAGAGGGGGAUUGUUGGCCUCGCGGGCAAGAGUGGCCCCAAGGGUGACCCAGGGGAGCCUGGUGAGAAGGGGGAGCUGGGGAGACCCGGAGCUCCAGGGCAGAUGGGCCUGCGAGGGAAGGAGGGUGAACGUGGUGAGAAAGGGGACGAGGGAGCCCCGGGAGAGUCGGGGCAGCCUGGCAAACCUGGAGACAGGGGCCCCCGGGGCCUACCAGGAAACCGUGGCCUCCCCGGGGAGAAGGGUGACCAGGGAGACCCAGGCGAAGAUGGCAGAAAUGGCAGCCCUGGAGUGCCAGGGGCUAAGGGUGACCGUGGGGAACCGGGGCCGGCUGGACCCCCAGGACGAAUUGUUGAUUCGGGAGCUGGAGGAGGAAUAGGAGAGAAAGGCGAGAAGGGGGAUCCGGGGGAUCCCGGAGAGGACGGGAUGAAGGGCGCAAAGGGCGAGGCUGGGUUACCUGGAGAGAGGGGGAUCGAAGGCCCCAGAGGCCCCCCUGGAGCUCGGGGUGACCCUGGGGACCGAGGCCCAUCGGGAGAGAAGGGGGACCGAGGCCCUCCGGGGCUGGAUGGCCGGAACGGGUUGGACGGCAAACCUGGGCAAAUGGGCCCCACAGGGCAAAGAGGUGACCAAGGCAAGCAGGGUGACCCUGGACGAGAUGGACUGCCAGGCUUACGAGGGGAGCAAGGCCCCCCAGGAGCUGUCGGCCCCCCCGGACCACCAGGCUUGACUGGAAAACCUGGAGAUGAUGGCAAACCCGGCCCGAAUGGGAAGAAUGGAGAAGAUGGGAUCCCAGGAGAAGAUGGGAGGAAGGGGGACAAAGGAGAAGCUGGAGCCCCUGGCAGAGACGGUCAAGAGGGCCCCAAGGGCGAGCGAGGGGAUCGUGGUGCGCCAGGCCCCUUGGGACCUCCUGGUGUCCCUGGGCAGGUUGGAAUCCCAGGUCAGGGUGCUCCAGGCCUCACCGGGGCUGCUGGACAAAAGGGUGACCGAGGAGAGCCGGGAUCCAAAGGAGACCAGGUGAGUACCCAGCACGACUUGGGCAAACCAAGGAGACAAACAGAGAAAUACAGGGCUGCCGAAGGCCCCAGAGGCCCCCCUGGAGCUCGGGGUGACCCUGGGGACCGAGGCCCAUCGGGAGAGAAGGGGGACCGAGGCCCUCCGGGGCUGGAUGGCCGGAACGGGUUGGACGGCAAACCUGGGCAAAUGGGCCCCACAGGGCAAAGAGGUGACCAAGGCAAGCAGGGUGACCCUGGACGAGAUGGACUGCCAGGCUUACGAGGGGAGCAAGGCCCCCCAGGAGCUGUCGGCCCCCCCGGACCACCAGGCUUGACUGGAAAACCUGGAGAUGAUGGCAAACCCGGCCCGAAUGGGAAGAAUGGAGAAGAUGGGAUCCCAGGAGAAGAUGGGAGGAAGGGGGACAAAGGAGAAGCUGGAGCCCCUGGCAGAGACGGUCAAGAGGGCCCCAAGGGCGAGCGAGGGGAUCGUGGUGCGCCAGGCCCCUUGGGACCUCCUGGUGUCCCUGGGCAGGUUGGAAUCCCAGGUCAGGGUGCUCCAGGCCUCACCGGGGCUGCUGGACAAAAGGGUGACCGAGGAGAGCCGGGAUCCAAAGGAGACCAGGGCAGACCAGGGGAUCCUGGACUGCGUGGUGAGCCCGGGACAGUCUCGAAUGUUGAACGUGCCCUGGAAUCCUAUGGGAUCAAGAUUUCCUCUCUCAGGGAGAUCACUGGAGCCUUUGACGGGAGCACUGAUCCAUUCCUGCCCUACCCUGACCGCUGGAGAGGCCCCAAGGGCGAUAGCGGGGACCCAGGGGAGAGGGGAUCUCCAGGCAAAGAGGGUGCGAUGGGCUUUCCUGGAGAGAAAGGGCCCAAGGGCGACAAAGGAGACCAAGGCCCUGCGGGCCCCCAAGGCCCCACGGGACGAGCUAUUGGAGAGCGAGGUCCAGAGGGGCCGCCUGGCCAGGCAGGGGAACCUGGCAAGCCUGGAAUCCCUGGUGUGCCAGGCCGGGCAGGGGAGCUCGGAGAGGCUGGCCGACCUGGUGAGAAGGGUGAUCGGGGCGAGAAGGGCGAUCGGGGAGAGCCGGGCAGAGAUGGUGUGCAGGGUCCUCCAGGGCCCCCGGGGCCCAAGGCAGAUGUUGUGGAAGGAAGCCUCUCGGGUUUUCCGGGGGAGCGUGGACCCCCAGGAUCCAAGGGAGCCAAGGGAGAGUCAGGUGUGGAUGGCGAGAGAGGACCCAAAGGAGAUAAGGGUGAGGCUGGGCAGAAGGGGGAGAGAGGAGAAGCUGGUGAGAAAGGCAGAGAUGGCAGCCCGGGCCUCCCAGGUGAAAGAGGCCUUGCUGGGCCAGAAGGCAAACCGGGUAUGCCAGGCUUUCCCGGAGUUCUAGGCCGACCGGGCAACCAGGGAGAUCCAGGGCCCCCAGGCCCAGCUGGGCUUGCUGGACCACCAGGCGCUCAGGGCCCAUCGGGAAUAAAGGGAGACCCAGGUGAGCCUGGCUCCAGCAUUCGGGGCUUGCCCGGACCUCAGGGGAAUGUCGGCCUCCCUGGACCUUCAGGUCCUCCCGGCCUCGUGGGACCACAGGGCGCCCCGGGAUUGCCAGGACAAGUGGGCGAGACGGGGAAGCCUGGUGUGCCGGGGAGAGAUGGAGUGCCAGGGACGCAGGGAGAACCUGGGCUGCCUGGAAAAAUUGGUGUGCCAGGACCUGUGGGCCCUGCUGGAUCCAAAGGAGAGCCAGGGGACGCUGGGCUCCGAGGACAGGCGAUUGUUGGUCCUCCUGGAAUGAAAGGCGAGAAGGGUGCCCCUGGCGAUAUUGAUGGGAACCUGCUGGGUGAGCCGGGUGCCAAGGGCGAGCGAGGCUUACCGGGCCCCAGGGGAGAGAAGGGGGAGUCUGGAAGACAGGGGGAGCCUGGAGACCCUGGGGAAGAUGGAGCCAAAGGAGCCCCUGGAGUCAAAGGGGAAAAGGGUUCGGUUGGGAUUGGCCUGCAGGGACCCCCUGGACAAGAUGGGCCUCAAGGUUUGAAGGGCGACACUGGCUUACCUGGCCCACCAGGAUCCCCUGGCUUGCCAGGCACCGCAGGGACCCCUGGCCAGCCAGGUCUGAGGGCAGAAAACGGACAGCCAGGCCCACCAGGACCUCCAGGAGAGCGGGGUUUGAUUGGCUUCCCUGGAAGAGAUGGCACCUCCGGAUCACCAGGACCACUGGGCCCCCCAGGGCCAGCUGGGGCACCAGGCACUCCAGGACUGAAGGGUGACAAGGGAGAUGUGGGGGUUGGACAGCCGGGCCCCAGAGGCGAGCGAGGGGAUCCAGGGCAACGGGGUGAAGACGGGCGCCCAGGGCUGGAGGGAGAUCGUGGGCCUGCGGGGCCUCCCGGGAACCGUGGGGAGCGAGGUGACAAAGGAGAUGUUGGAGCUCUGGGGCUCAAAGGAGACAAGGGUGAUACCGUCAUUGUGGAGGGACCAGCUGGAGUCCGGGGGAGCAAGGGGGAGCCGGGAGACCGUGGCCUGAAGGGAACGGAAGGGGAGAAAGGCGACAAGGGGGACCCAGGCUUUCCAGGAGAGAAGGGAGGGAAGGGCGAGCAAGGAGAGAAGGGCUCCGCAGGCUUCCCCGGAGCACGCGGUCCAGGGGGGCAGAAGGGUGAGGUUGGCGAAUCAGGAGACUCUGGAGCGCCGGGCCUGCCAGGGAAGGAUGGAAUCCCAGGACUGAGAGGGGAGAAAGGGGACAUGGGGCCACUGGGAGUCCGAGGGCCUAAGGGGGAGCGGGGAACGAAAGGCGCCUGUGGCCAGGACGGAGACAAGGGGGAGAAGGGGGAGCCGGGGAUUCCAGGCCGAAUGGGACUUCCAGGAAGGAAGGGUGAGCUGGGAGAGCUGGGCAUGCCGGGAACCCCAGGAAUCCCUGGGAAAGAAGGUCUCAUGGGACCCAAGGGUGACAGGGGAUUUAAUGGCCAACAGGGAGCCAAAGGAGACCAGGGAGAGAAAGGAGACCGGGGUGCUCCAGGCGUUAUUGGCUCCCCAGGUGCUCGGGGCAAUGAUGGAGCACCUGGCCCACCCGGCCCACCAGGUAGUGUUGGCCCUAAGGGCCCUGAGGGGAUUCAAGGGCAGAAGGGUGAAAGAGGUCCCUCAGGGGAGUCAACUGUAGGGGCCCGAGGUGUCCCUGGGAUGCCAGGAGAGAGAGGAGAUCAGGGGAGUCCGGGACUCGAAGGCCCGAGAGGAGAGAAGGGGGAGCCUAGCCUGACGGAACAAGAGAUACGCUCGUUUGUCAGGCAGGAAAUGAGUCAGCACUGCGCUUGCGGAGGGCAGUUCUCUUCCGAACCACGUCUUCUCCCCAACUAUCCAUCCACCCAACCAUUGCCGUCUGCUAAUGCUCAACUAGUCCCUGUGCUAAAGUUGUCACAUGCUGAAGAAGAGGAUGGCCGUGAGGUGCAUGUUGUGCACACAAAUGACCCUGAGUAUGAGCACGUCUACGCCAUGGAGGACUACGAAGAGAGCCUGGAAGCUGAUGGGACAGAGAGCACUAUGCUGAGAGAUGCUGACCCUUGCAGUUCGCCCCUGGAUGAGGGAGACUGCAACAGAUUCACACUCAGGUGGUAUUAUAACCAAAAAGUGGCAGAGUGCCGGCCUUUCAUCUACAGCGGCUGCAGGGGGAACCUCAAUCGUUUCUACACCAAGGAGGACUGUGAUCUUCAAUGCAGGCACCAGGCAGAUGCAGAUGCCCAAAUUGCUGCUGACAACACAUCAGCUGAAAAGAGAUUGAAUGCGUAACCUGCCCUGUUUUAGUGGAUUUUCCCUGUCCAAGGGGGAACUGACCAAAGGGAGAGAAGACCCCACAGUCCUUUGAGUGAAAGACUCCGACAGGCUCCUACAAGGGAACCUGCCCUGGCCUGCCCCACGUCCUGGCCUCGCAUGGCGUGUUUGGUCUGAGACUCUCGUUGCCGUCUCUGCUCCCUGCAGCGCUGCUCCCCGUGCCGGCUUGCCCAGAGCAGAGCCGUGGUGCUAUUUCGUAAGGAGUCGUUCUGUUUCUCUUGGGUUUACUUUUUAUUGUUAUUUUUAAAUUAAGGUGAAAUUUUUAUCAAAUGGAGAAAAAUCUGUAACCUUUCUAAAAAGCCAACAGUUUUGAAUUAGAGCUUUUUAACUUAUUUGAUGCUGACUAGUAACAUACAGCAUACGUUUGCUGGAUCGAACCAAUUCUGAGUGCCACUUGCUUUAUUUCUGGAUCAUAGGCCUGGGGGGCGCUGCUUGUGAAAUGGACUAGCCAGCCUGAGUGUCUCCUAACCAAACGGCGCCUGUGGAAUUGGCAGUGAGCCGCGCUGUGACUGGCACUAUAAAAGUACAAAGCCCCUGGGUUCAGUGCCAAAGUUUGUAUGAUGUUAAUUCUCCAGAAGGGAAUGGAAGCUGCGCCCUCCCAUCCCCCAGCAUUGGAAAUGGUCCCUUAGCGCUGUGCUUUCUUUUCUCUUGCUGAUUGUCCUUUGGGGAGACUCGUUGGGCUGUUGGCAAUUCUGCCCUUGGGGCUGUCAGAGUGAUAGAACAGCUAUAUCCGAGGGGGACACACAACUCAUUUGGACAGCCCUUGAAUCUUAGAUGCCAGCUCUUCUCAUGGUUUGGCAGAGACUGGCCCAGGUGUCUGUUCUUCUCAAGCCCCAGCCAUAUGCAGAGCUAGAAGAGACGCCACCAAGCAAUUCCGCCAUUCUCAGCCAAACUCUUCUUUCAGCUUCAUGCUCAGAAGCCCUUACAGAAAAACAUGUGGCAAAUAGCAAAAUACGGUUUUACUGCAUGGCAGUGGAAACCAUCCUCUCUCUCAUGGCCCAUGCAUUCCCCUCUAGAGCCCCAAGAAAUCUGUUCUACUCCAAAACCACAUCUGCCAAAGGAAAGGACCUACUUGGAAUCUUGAACCUCCAUAAUCCAGUAGGACCAGACAUGCUCCAUUUUCCCAUCACCUGCCUUUUUCCAAACAUGCCAGUUUAUAGUAACUACGGGUGCUGGGAGGGGCUUGUUAAAGGCACUUUCCAUUGGCCUCCACCAGCAUUCCCUGUAAGCUACGUGUUUGGGAAGCCUCCCGGGAAGAUUCAAAUGUCAUGCAGCUGAUUAGAGAGUGCCCAGCCAGCAGCAUGUGUUUCUACUGGUGAUGCACAUCUGCACACGCUUUGGUGCACAUAACAAAAUGUAUUCUGCGCAUGGAUGGAAAACAUUAGAGGGAACAUUGUACUCCUUCAAAUCUUGGUGUUAGGAGCAUCUUCCACAUGCUGCUUCUCUGCACUGUGUGCUGCUUGAUAUCUGCAAACACUCACUAGGUAAAAACAGCUGGGAAAUACAAUUCAGACCUGGCCACUGGGGCAAUUUUGUGUCCAGGCAAAAGUGAUUUUACAGAGAUUGCUGAGGAUAUCUGGGACCUCUGAUUUAAAAAAAAGAAACUGGAAUGAUGUAAAAAUUAAUUUUGGAUUCCAGACAAACUCUAGUCAAGGACCAUUUGAAAAUUUUAUGUCAUGUGUAGACUUGGGGUUUGGAAAAUCACACCGUUUAGUUAUUAAUUGAAUUAACCUCUCAAUUUCCAAGUGGGGGCCACAUAGGGGUUACAGGUGUAACGCCUGUGCUUGUUACUGCACUAAGCGAAGUAGAAGCAGCUGUGAAAGAGCAACCAAUCUGUUAAGGGAAACAUUCUCCACCUCCCUGCAAAAUAAAUUUCAUUUGAAAAAGUUUCACCUUAAUCCUGAACAAUAACCAAUAUUCUCAAGCAAGGGUGACAGCAUUGGAAGAAACCCAACAAAAGCCAGGGCACGUUUCAGUGUGUGUGUGUGUGUGCGCGCGCGUGGAUUUGGCUGUAUAAUGCACAUUGAUCCACACCCCUUUUAACAGUGCUUUUCUUUAACCUAGUGGUGCUGAACCAUAUUAUGAGAAAAAUCAGGGAAACCUUGAGAAUGGUGCUAUGCUAUUGUAAGUUCCUGCCAUCAUAUGGCCUUUAAAAAGCUUUGUAAAGACUCUGCAUUCCUGAUUUUAUACCAUCACCCUUUUCCCCACCCAAAACACUGGUGCCCACUGUUGGACAUGCUUGGACUCUCUUUCAGUUAUAUAAAGUGACAAUACAAAUCUCCCAUCUUCUUUACACAGCUGUUCUGAACAGGGAAACAAGGGCAACCGUCACAUCUGAAACCAUGCCAAUGGGAGGAGGGUUUAUAUAUGAUAUCUAUAUAUUGCUGCACUGUGUGUAUAUAUAUGUAUACAACAUGUGUCUGUGUGUUUGAAUGCAUGGGAGGUAUCAUUUAGCACACCAGUAAUUGGAAUUUGGUACAAUUACCGUAACAAUUGCUAACAAGGGCACAUCUUCUGCCAAAAUAUAGGUUACAGACAGAUUUAAUUGACUGGACAGAAAUUAGGGAGCCACCUUGUGACUCUAAGAUUGUUUCUAUUGUCAUCUGGUUGUGAUCCUGCAGAGUGACUUGGAACAACAUGACUGGUAUUAGCUCUCUAUGUACACAGUGCCUGGCUUUGUGUGGCGGGGACAACUUGCUAUUGAAAGACUGCCUGGCUGAAUAGCACGGAGUCAGCACUCAACCUAGGAAGUGACAUGCAUACGCAGCACUGUUGUGAUCUCAGUGCGUUUACUGUGCGUUUACUGUGGAUCUCCAUUUUUAUUACAGUUCAUAUUCUUUCUAAAGACUGUUUAUACUACUGUGUUUGUUGGUAAUGGCCCAUAUACCUAGUAAUGUUAAUGCCAGUUGGAUUGGUGGGGACAUUACUUGUGAUAUUCUUUUAAUAAAAGAGCACAGUUCUUCGCUCCUGACCCAUAUCUCAGAGGUGCAGAUGUGUCGUGUUCCCUGUCCAGCUGACCGGAAUUGUGCUGUCAUGCCUUCAGCAGCUUCCUCUGAAUUGGUCAGGGUUAGAUCUUCAAAGAGUGGGUGUGAGUGAGAAGCUCCAUUUCAGUGAUGGGCAAUAAUACAAAAACCUUGUUCAUCAGAUCUUUCUCCUACCCAUCUAAUGCAGUUGAGGACCUUCUCCCAGCCUGCAUGAAUUGCUCACCCUGCUGAGAUGCCUGGGUUAAUGCCCAGUGCUUUCACAAGCAUCCAGCACUCUGUGAUGUUCCCAUUGUCAUUCUUGCACAAUCUUUCAGCUUUUCCAUAAAGGUCCUUUAGAAAUGGCGAACCACUCUCCGCCUUACCUCUGGGCCCACGUGACUUGCUGUAGAUUAUCACUAAAGAUAAAAUUGAUUUACCAGCAUGUUCCCUGCAUCUUUUCUGGGGAAGUGUUUGUCAGCAUCCAGUAGUGAGUUUCACUUCAGUGUCAACUGGCCACAGCUGUGAAAGAAGCAAAACCACCAGUCUGCCUGGCAGUGACUAUAGGAAGGCUUGGCGUGGGGGUCUGCCUAGAUUCAGAGAAGGGUCAUUAUAAUCCCAGCCUCCUGCCCUCUGUUGUUUGUGUAGCUGCUCAGUCUGCUUGUAGGCAGUUCAGCAGCACCCUCCAGAGUGUGUUACUUUGUGUCACUCCAGUUGCUCUAGUACACACUAUACAAGGUUUGUUGCUGCUCCGGAUGUUGAACUCUUCCUGCAGAAUCUAGAUGCAAGACAUGUUCUAUGUGUGUGUUUUGUUGUUUUUUCUGGUCAAGUGACUAUCAUGACAUAGGGUGCAAAAUCUCAAUCUGGCAAUAAAAGUUUGUGAUACCUCA